UCUUGGCUGGUUCGUGUGAGCUUUUGAAUUUCUCUUGCUGUUGAAUUGGUUGUCUAGAGUUUUUCUUGUUUGAUUUUUUUGCUAUGUUUGGUUGCUGAGAAAAUUGGAAGGGAAGAAUGAUUUGAUUAGUUUCUAUUUGGAGAUUGAUUCAGCUAAAGAAGGUUAGAAUUAGCUGGAUUUGUUGAUGUUGGCAUAGUAUGACUGAAAGCAAUAGCAAUGCAAGUGUGAGCUCGACUUCGAGUUUGAAUAGCAGCUUUCCGGACAUAGAGGAUGACCAAACCAUUGCAAGCAUCUUAGCAGAAGAUGAAAGUUCUCAAGUUGCUGGAACACUUGGGAAGAGACUGUCGCAUUUGGACUCCAUACCACACACUCCACGGGUGAAUGGUGAGAUACCUGAUGUCAAUGAUGCAACCUUAGACCAUGAGCGGCUGUCUGAAAGGUUGACAACAUAUGGUUUAGAAGAACUGCAAAUCGAGGGCGAUGGGAAUUGCCAGUUUCGAGCAUUAGCAGACCAAUUGUUCCGCAGUCCAGAUUACCACAAACAUGUGAGGAAGAAAAUAGUCAAGCAGCUAAAGCAUUUCAGAAAAUCAUAUGAGGGAUAUGUCCCCAUGAAGUACAGAAGCUAUUUGAAGAAGAUGAAAAAGCCAGGGGAGUGGGGGGAUCAUCUAACUCUACAGGCAGCGGCAGAUCAAUUUGGAGCCAAAAUUUGUUUGGUAACAUCUUUCCGGGACACAUGCUAUAUCGAGAUCAUGCCCAAAGACAAAAGUCCCACAAGAGAACUUUGGCUGAGCUUUUGGAGCGAAGUUCAUUACAAUUCAUUGUAUGCAAAUGGAGAUGUCCCCACCAGAGUAGCAAGAAAGAAGCAUUGGCUUUUUUAAAUGUUUGACAUGCCGGCAUGAGAUCAAGCAAUGCCAUAUCCACUCUUCGUUUGUUCUCUAUACAUGUACAUAAUUUCCAAAUAAGCGAGCAACUAUAGAGUAUUUAACUAGCAAAUAUGUAAC
Molecule: messenger RNA, 1001 nt
Organism: Populus euphratica (Euphrates poplar)
Lineage: Eukaryota; Viridiplantae; Streptophyta; Magnoliopsida; Malpighiales; Salicaceae
Product: OTU domain-containing protein DDB_G0284757-like
Exons: 10
Coding region: 198-878 (226 amino acids)
Biological process (GO): protein deubiquitination
Molecular function (GO): cysteine-type deubiquitinase activity
Source: RefSeq, a predicted model, not a curated record